AUGAUGCCUUCAGGGACCCCGUACUCCUCGUCGGCUGUGCCGCAGUCCCACCUGCAGCAGCUGCAGCAACAAGAGCAACAAGAGCAACAGCAGCAACAGCAGCAUACACAGCAUGCGAGAACACAGCCACCAACACAGCCAGCACAGCAAUCUGCGCAGCAGGACCAGGGCGCCCACAGCUCUGCUGCAACGGCACCACCAAAGGAAGCAGACGCGGAUGCGGAAAUUAAGGCCAGCAUCGAGAAGUUCAAGGAAGACCCAGCUCUUGUCUUUGAGCUGGCGCUGCUCUUCUACAGAACAAACAAAGGCAACUUGAACUUUGAUUACGACACCAAGAUUGAUCUCGCUGCCCUCUACAAACAGUCGACGAUUGGCCCAUAUGACCCAGACAAACACGAGGCGCCCGGGUUCUUUGACUUUGUCGGGAAGGACAGAGUGGCUGCGUGGAAGGCGCUCGCUGGGCUGGACGAGGACACAGCGCGUGCCGCAUUCUGCGAGCUGCUGAAGGAGAAGGAGGAGGGGUUUGGCCCCUGGUUUGACGCCCGCCUGGCCGCCAAGGCAGAGCGGGAGAGGAAAGAGCGGCUGGAGCGCGAACGACAGGAGAGGGAGCGACAGGAACGCGAGCGGUUGGAGAAAGAGAGGCAGGAACGUGAGCGGUUGGAACGCGAGCGAGCACUCAGGGAACAGGAGGCACAGCGGGCACUGCUUGCAGCACAGCAACAGCGGCAGCACCAGCUCAGACAACAACAGACCGCAUACAUGCAGCAGCAGCAACAAGCGCAAGCCACAGCACAACAGCAGCAGCAGCAGCAGCAGCAGCAGCAGCAGCAGGGGGAGGCUGGCGAUGACUCACAGCAGACAGCAUCACAAACAGCAACGUCGAUGCACCGCAAGGCAACGGAGCUUCCUAUCCCCGUGGAUGCGGAGGGCCGCGUGCCGGCGGACAAGACGCAGCUGCUGGCAAGCGAGGAGUAUCUGGCGUCGUUCAGGGACGCGAUGAAAGGCAACCCUGACAGCGAGGCCGUCGUGAGCAACGGAGAGGUGCUGACGGUGCGCGUGCCAAAGCCGUUUGACGGCAACACGCGCAUUGUGUGGCAGUUUUGCACGGAGGGCAAUGACAUCUCCUUUGGCGUCGACUACGAGACAAAGGCCGAGGACGGCACCGUGCACUGUGAGACAGUGCUGCCCGUCAUGCGCACAAACGCACACACGCAGGUGGUCACCGGCAGUCACGUUGCGCCCACUGCCGGCACGUGGCUGCUUCGCUUUGACAACUCGUACUCGUACUUCCGCUCAAAGACAGUCUUCUACCGCGUCGUCUGUUACAACAUCUAG
Salpingoeca rosetta is the source of this 1335-nucleotide messenger RNA. RefSeq lists its product as uncharacterized. The transcript is spliced from 4 exons. The coding region runs from base 1 to 1335 and encodes 444 amino acids. Lineage: Eukaryota; Choanoflagellata; Craspedida; Salpingoecidae. The record is from RefSeq and is a predicted model, not a curated record. Gene Ontology annotation, cellular component: Golgi membrane. Gene Ontology annotation, molecular function: fatty-acyl-CoA binding.